AUGGUUUGCCUCAAGCAAGUCGCGGCCCUGGCCGCCGCAUCCUACGCAGCAGGGGCCUACGCCAGCGCCAUCCCCGACCUCGUCGGCGGCGACGGGUCCCCUCAGCCCUCGAUCCCCGCCCUUCGUGAGCGAAGCAACGGCAUCAGCAAGCGACAGACGGCCGGCGGCUUCAUCAACACGGCCGCCAACCCCAUCACCAGCGACUGCGGCGUGGCGGCGGAAUUCAGCCUGAACACGCUCGGCCAGCUCGUCGUCGGCAAUUCAGUCAUAUCCGUGAACCCGGGGACGCCCUUCAUCCCCCUCCGGCCCAUCAGCCCGCCAGGAAGCAUCACCGUCACCUUUGCUCUCCGCAACGGCGCGCUGACCUGGUCAAACCCGGCUUUCUUUGGCGGCCAGGCUGGGUUCUGCCAGGACGCGGCGGGCCAGGUGUAUGCUACCUUUGCUGACCCGACCGUGUCGUACCCAGCGAACUGCGCUCCCGUUCAACUCGGUCCCGUUGUUGCAUCCACUUGUGGAAACAACGGCGGCACCACCACGGCGUCCGGCAGCGUUACCACUGUCGGCAGCACCAUCGUCAGCACCGGCCCGGGCGGCAGCCUCACCACCACGGUCAGCAGCUUCACCACGACCGCCGCCCCGCCGUUUACCGUGCCGACGACGUCGGCCGUGGCCAACGGCACCCUCACCCUCCCGCCCGGCUUGUACACUGUAGCCGGUUUCGCCAACCCGGCAGGCGCCGUCUGCUCCAUCGUCUCCGAGUCGUGGAUCAUUGGGCAGACGACAUUGCUUUCCCCGCUUGCUACCGGCUCAGUCUAG
Molecule: messenger RNA, 816 nt
Organism: Colletotrichum abscissum
Lineage: Eukaryota; Fungi; Ascomycota; Sordariomycetes; Glomerellales; Glomerellaceae
Exons: 2
Coding region: 1-816 (271 amino acids)
Source: RefSeq, a predicted model, not a curated record